This is a messenger RNA of Ambispora leptoticha, 415 nucleotides long. The record is from the annotation of a GenBank genome assembly. Lineage: Eukaryota; Fungi; Glomeromycota; Glomeromycetes; Archaeosporales; Ambisporaceae.
CGACUCUGAUCCUAACGACUGGAGUGUUUUGAGCUGUCUUGAAUAUCUGAAAGAUCGUAUACAAUUUACCUCCGAUAGUAAAGAAGAUAUCUUAGACGCGAUCACGAGAGCAUUUUUGAGAGUUAGUGAGCUCGUUACUACACGUGUUUGGAUGAAGAAAAAAGCCAAAAAAUUAUAUAGUAACGUCAAAGAGACUUUCAAAAGAAGAGAGAUUGUUGAAUUUUUUGAGUUUAGACCAGAAAGGGAUCUCGAAAGGUCUUUCGAUAGGAAUGGAUGUAAACUUUUAAAGAAGUCUGGCGAUUUCAAUACACUGAAACUUUCAUCGCGUUAUGCGGAAAAGUCGACAGAACCGCCUGAAAUAGUAAGAACAAUUUUUAUUCGUGCUCUCCGAGUUUAUGUUAAGCCUUUGUGCUAA